GGUCACUUGGAGGGGCUCAGGGGUCACUUGGAGGGGCUUAGAGGUCCCCAGCACCCCUGUCCCUGGGGCACGGUGGGAGGCCGUGUCCCCGGGCUGUCCCCAGGCUGUCCCCGGGCUGUCCCCUCGCUGUCACCCCACUGUCACCCCUCUGUCCCCGCAGCCAUCGAGGACGAGUACAGCGGCCCCAAGCUGGAGGACGGCCGGGUGACCUUGGCCUUCAUGAAGGACCUGAUGCAAUGGUACAAGGACCAGAAGAAACUCCACAGGAAAUGUGCCUACCAGAUCCUGGUGCAGGUGAAGGAGGUGCUGGCCAAGCUGCCCACCCUGGUGGAGACCACGUUGAAGGAGACGGAGAAGGUGACGGUGUGCGGGGACACGCACGGGCAGUUCUACGACCUGCUGAACAUCUUCGAGCUCAACGGGCUCCCCUCCGAGGCCAACCCUUAUAUUUUCAACGGGGACUUCGUGGACCGCGGCUCCUUCUCGGUCGAGGUCAUCCUGACGCUCUUUGGCUUCAAGCUGCUCUACCCUGACCACUUCCACCUGCUCCGAGCCCCCCCGUCGCUGUCGCUGUCCCCUGGGGUUCGGGGUGUCCUGUGCCUCAUCCCUGCUGUCCCCAACGUCCCCACGGCGUGUCCCCCCCAGAUCAUGCACGGGGGGCUCUUCAGCGAGGACGGGGUGACCCUCGAUGACAUCCGCAAGAUCGAGCGGAACCGGCAGCCCCCGGACUCAGGGCCGAUGUGUGACCUGCUGUGGUCUGACCCCCAGCCCCAGAACGGGCGGUCGGUCAGCAAGCGGGGGGUCAGCUGCCAGUUUGGCCCCGAUGUCACCAAGCGCUUCCUGGAGCGGAACCGCCUGGAGCUGAUCAUCCGCAGCCACGAGGUCAAGCCCGAGGGCUACGAGGUGGCCCACGAUGGCCGCUGUGUCACCGUCUUCUCCGCCCCCAACUACUGUGACCAGAUGGGCAACAAGGGCUCCUACAUCCACCUGCGGGGCAGCGACCUCCGCCCCGACUUCCACCAGUUCACAGCAGUGGUGAGUCUGGGGGCUGUUUUACCAUCUCUUUUGGCACUGGGACCAGUUCCAGUGGCAGAGCGAGCUGCCAAUCAGCGCCGCGCAGCCAAUAGGAGCGCGGAGCGCCUUCGUCCGUCGCGCCGCUCAGCCAAUAGGAGAGCGGAGCGCCUCUGUCAGCCGCGCCGCUCAGCCAAUAGGAGCGCGGAGCGCCUCCGCUGGUCCCGCCCCCCAACCGAGAGCGUCGGACGGGUCCGAAACGUCUCGGAAUGA
Passer montanus (Eurasian tree sparrow) is the source of this 1284-nucleotide messenger RNA. RefSeq names its product serine/threonine-protein phosphatase 5-like. Gene Ontology annotation, molecular function: protein serine/threonine phosphatase activity. The record is from RefSeq and is a predicted model, not a curated record. The annotation marks the transcript as partial. Lineage: Eukaryota; Metazoa; Chordata; Aves; Passeriformes; Passeridae. The transcript has 9 exons. Gene Ontology annotation, cellular component: cytosol; nucleus.